CUGCUGGGGGAGGGGCGGGGGUCACCAUGGCCGAAGCGCCCCAGGUGGUGGAGAUCGACCCGGACUUCGAGCCGCUGCCCCGGCCGCGCUCGUGCACCUGGCCGCUGCCCAGGCCGGAGUUUAGCCAGUCUAACUCGGCCACCUCCAGCCCGGCGCCGUCGGGUGGCCCAGCCGCGAACCCCGACGCUGCCGCGGGCCUGCCCUCGGCCUCGGCGGCCGCUGUCAACGCCGACUUCAUGAGCAACCUGAGCCUGCUGGAGGAGAGCGGGGACUUCCAGCAGGCGCCCGGCUCCGUGGCGGCGGCGGCGGCGGCGGCAGCCGCGGUGGCGGCGGCGGCCGCCGCUGCUGCCACCGGGGGGUUGUGCGGGGACUUCCAGGGCCCAGAGGCGGGCUGCCUGCACCCGGCGCCGCCGCAGCAGCCCCCGCCGCCCGGGCCGCUGUCGCAGCACCCGCCUGUGCCCCCCGCCGCCGCCGGGUCGCUUGCCGGGCAGCCGCGCAAGAGCAGCUCGUCCCGCCGCAACGCGUGGGGCAACCUGUCCUACGCCGACCUCAUCACCAAGGCCAUCGAGAGCUCGGCAGAGAAGCGGCUCACGCUAUCGCAGAUCUACGAGUGGAUGGUCAAGAGCGUGCCCUACUUCAAGGAUAAGGGCGACAGCAACAGCUCGGCAGGCUGGAAGAAUUCAAUUCGUCAUAAUCUGUCCCUACACAGCAAGUUCAUUCGCGUGCAGAAUGAAGGAACUGGAAAAAGUUCCUGGUGGAUGCUCAACCCAGAGGGAGGCAAGAGUGGGAAAUCCCCCAGGAGAAGAGCCGCCUCCAUGGACAACAACAGUAAAUUUGCCAAGAGCCGAGGCCGGGCUGCCAAGAAAAAAGCAUCCCUCCAGUCUGGCCAGGAGGGUGCCGGGGACAGCCCGGGAUCUCAGUUUUCGAAGUGGCCCGCCAGCCCUGGCUCUCACAGCAACGAUGACUUUGAUAACUGGAGUACAUUUCGGCCGCGCACUAGCUCGAAUGCUAGUACUAUUAGUGGGAGGCUCUCUCCCAUCAUGACUGAGCAGGAUGACCUUGGAGACGGGGAUGUGCAUUCUAUGGUGUACCCACCCUCGGCGGCAAAGAUGGCUUCUACUCUGCCCAGUCUGUCUGAGAUAAGCAAUCCUGAGAACAUGGAGAACCUUUUGGAUAAUCUCAACCUUCUCUCAUCACCAACGUCAUUAACUGUUUCAACCCAGUCUUCACCAGGCACCAUCAUGCAGCAGACGCCAUGCUACUCAUUUGCGCCACCAAACACCAGUCUGAAUUCACCCAGCCCCAACUACCAAAAAUACACGUAUGGCCAAUCCAGCAUGAGCCCUUUGCCCCAGAUGCCUAUGCAAACACUUCAGGACAGCAAAUCGAGUUACGGAGGCAUGGCCCAGUAUAACUGUGCAGCGGGACUCUUGAAGGAGUUACUUACUUCCGACUCUCCUCCCCAUAAUGACAUUAUGACGCCAGUCGAUCCGGGGGUGGCCCAACCCAACAGCCGAGUCCUUGGCCAGAAUGUGCUGAUGGGCCCUAGUUCGGUCAUGCCAGCCUACGGCGGCCAGGCCUCUCAUAACAAAAUGAUGAAUCCCAGCUCCCACAGCCACCCUGGACACGCUCAGUCCACGUCUGCCGUCAAUGGGCGUGCCUUGCCCCACGCGGUGAACACCAUGCCCCACGCCUCGGGGAUGAACCGCCUGGCCCAGGCGAAGACCGCUUUACAAGUGCCUCUGCCCCACCCCAUGCAGAUGAACGCCCUGGGGGGCUACUCCCCCGCCAGCACCUGCAACGGCUAUGGCAGGAUGGGCCUUCUCCACCAGGAGAAGCUCCCGAGUGACUUGGAUGGCAUGUUCAUUGAGCGCUUGGACUGUGACAUGGAGUCCAUCAUCCGGAACGACCUCAUGGAUGGAGACACUUUGGAUUUUAACUUUGACAAUGUGUUGCCCAACCAAAGCUUCCCACACAGUGUCAAGACGACGACACAUAGCUGGGUGUCAGGCUAAGCUGAGUGAGUGAGCAGGCUACACUGAAAAGUACUUCAAAUUAUCUGACAGGAGGAACUGAGAGAAGCAGUCCAAAGAUGUCCUUCACCCCACCUUUUCAUUUUCUUGAUUAAAAAAAAAAAAAAAAAAAAAAAAAAAACGCGUUUCUUUUUUCCUUUCGUCAGACUUGGCAGCGAAGACACUUUUCCUGUACAGGAUGUUUGCCCCAUGUUUGCAGGUUAUGUGCUGCUGUAGAUAAGGACUGUGCCAUUGGGAAUUUCAUUACAAUGAAGUGCCAAACUCACUACACCAUAUAAUUGCAGAAAAGACUUGCAGAACCUGGUGUGCUUUCAAGUUUUGUAUAUAAGCUGUAGCUACAGAAUUGUAUUUGUGUGCGUUUUUGUUUUUGUUUUUGUUUUUUAAUAUCCAUUUGGUCCAAGGAAAGUUUAUACUCUUUUUGUAAUACUGUGAUGGUCUCAUGUCCUUGAUAAGUUAAACUUUUGUUUAUGCUACCUGUGUUCUGCCGAACUGACGAAUCACGACGCACCCAGCUCCCCAUUCUGCACCUCCAAGGGACAGCUCUGGACCUGUUGACGUUGCCACAUAAUUCACAUGAGAACCAAUAGCCUGUUACCAAUCUGCUGAAUUAACGGACUUAUCAAAACUCUUUUGGGGGAAAACAAUAAAAUUAAACGCCAGCCUUGUACAGUUUUUUUCUAUUUUUUUUGUUUGUUUAUUUUGUUAUUUGCAAAUUUGUACAAACACUUAAAUGGUUCUAAUUUCCAGAUUAAUGAUUUUUGAUGUUACUGUUGGGACUUUGAGAUCAUUUUUGGAAUAGACAUUGAACUGUAAUGUUUUCUUAAAACUAGAGUCUACUUUGUUACAUAGUCUGCUUGUAAAUUUGUGGAAUCCCAGAUAUUUGAGGCAGCACCUGUAAUUUUCAUUUUGUAUUUCUAACUGGAUUAGUACUAAUUUUGUACACGCUUAACUGGUUUGUACACUUUGGGAUGCUACUUGGUGAUGUUUCUGACUAAUCUAAAAUCAUUGUAAUUAGUUCUUGCACACUCAACAUUUCUGGCCCUAUCUUGGCAGGAGAGUGAUCUAUAGUUAUGGAUUUUUUGCGUUUUGUGUUUAGGAGAACUUGAUAUGUUUUUAUGUAUGUGUUUUAAAGAAAUUCUAUCUGCUUCUACUACCCUGCGAACGAAGCGCAUUGCAGAGCAUUGAAUCUUAUGAUCGCUGUGUGCUUGUGUGCGCGUCCCAUUUCACGUACUUGGGGGCAGGGAGGGGGCUCGAAAUAUUUGUAGGUCCGAAGCGGAAAUCUGCAUCUAUAGCAGUCCUCCUUUCUCAAGCUGGGGGUUUUGAUCAACUUCGUAACCUCUUUGAGUUCAGCUUCAGCAAGUUUUCCCUCUGUGCUAUUCCUGGUCUAGGUGGAGGUUGGUUUUCAGCUCUGCCUUGAAAGAUGAUGUUCACACUCAGACUUCAUCCCCGCCGCCUCCCGUUCUGUCCUGCACGUUCCUUGGCACGCUCUGGAAAGUUAAGCUGGGGGUGGGGGAGUUUAAAAUGGGACUUGAGUGAUUUCGUAGAGUGCUUUGUGCUCAUGAGUACAGAUGGCUACCAAAUGGAGUAAAACUUGCUUAAACUUUGGGGCCAUGAGUUCAAAAACUAGCAAAGCAGCUGUAAGUUGUAUAUUUGAAUUUAUUUUUGAAAAGAUUUUGCAUAAGCUAAGUAUUGGAGAAUUUCUUUAUUCUUUCGCAACCUACACUGUAAUUCUGAUCAUUUCGUUGUCGUAUUUUCCAGUGACCUAUAACUGACAGACCAGUUGAUGGGCUUUGCGUCCCGUUUAAUCCAUCGGUGUGUUCACGUCGUGUGGAAUGCUCAGAGGCGGCACACCAAAAGGAACAGGUGCACAGAAGUGGUCCUCUGGCCUUCUUGGGGAAGGCUCUGAUUCCUGUGUGCUUAGCCCCCAUCACCCUUGCUUUUGUCCUCCCUGUGCAUUUUGUUUCUGUUGGCUUGGUUUUUCCUCCAUGUCUAACAAGAACACACGUGUUCUUGAUGGGUUUCCCACAGGAGUCUAUUGUAAGCUUCCCACUGCGACGUCUAGUCUUUUGAAAAUUCUUUAAGCAGCCGCCUCUCUAACCAUCUCCAUUGUUAGCCAAACUCUGUCUGCUUUUAGAAACCUUCGUUCCUGUGAGCAGUGCCUUUGCACAUGUGCUAGAGCUCAUUGGGGCCAGAACACUCGUGUUCUCUUCGGUGACAUACCACCGCGUCCCUCCUCUCCGGCCGCCACAUAGCGAGCCUCACUGCCCCUGUUGUUCACAGAAGAGGCAGCGAUAGCUAAAAAUCUCUGUUAAAAUCUUAUUGCUUCAUAGAGUGACUUUGGAAAAGAUGUUGUUUUCUCUUGAGUCUGUGUAAAUAUCCCUUUUUUUUUUUCUCUUCAAAUUUUUCUUUGUGUUGAAAUUCUAACAGGAAUCCUGGGUAGCUGUCCGGGGUACAGUGAAGUCCAGUGAAAGGCACCUUGUCUAUUUUGAAAACAAACAUUAUGUGACCUCUGGUAAUUCUUUUUCUGUACGAAUACUGACUUUCUGGAGUAAUGAGUAUAUCAGUUAUUGUACAUGAUUGCUUUGUGAAAUGUGCAAAUGAUAUCACCUAUGCAGCCUUGUUUGAUUUAUUUCCUCUGGUUUGUACUGUUAUUAAAAGCAUAUUGUAUUAUAGAGCUAUUCAGAUAUUUUAAAUAUAAAGUAUUGUUUCCGUAAUAUAGACGUAUGGAAUCUAUUUAGGUAAUAGAUGCAUUACUUGGAAAGUUCUGCUUUGACAAACUGACAAAGUCUAAAUUAAUUAGCAAAUGCUAUAUCCCAGGGAGCAGGAAAUCAAUGGAACAUCCCAAGAAGAGGAGAAAGACACUUAAAAUGGAAACAGUUCCCCUUAAAAUCUAGGAAUUGGACUUGUUCAGCUGGAUAUAUGUUACCAGGCGACCCCUCCCGCUUCCCAUCUCCAGCCCCUAACCCCCAACUGGAAAUUCUUACAUUCAGCUCCUAGGAGUUCUUAAUUUACAACUGACUUAGAAGUUUCUCUUGUGGUUUUAGUUUGGGGGUAACCAUCCAGGAAAAGAUGCAAUGUGGUUUAUGCAAACAAAAAAACCUAGCAUUAGUCUUGGCCUCCUCCCUGAGGCGGGCGCAGGGCCUGGCAGUGGGGCCAGGUGGGGCCACCUCAGUCCCGUCAGGACGCAGUCACGGGCCCCCCCCCCCCAUUUCGCUACUGAGUUCAGCAACAGUGCAGAUUCCACGUUCCCAUUCCGCUACUCUCUGAGAAGUGCCUGAUGAUGUUGAUGUACUUACAGACACAAGAACAAUCUUUGCUAUUAUUGUAUAAAGCCAUAAAUGUACAUAAAUUAUGUUUAAAUGG
Molecule: messenger RNA, 5396 nt
Organism: Sus scrofa (pig)
Lineage: Eukaryota; Metazoa; Chordata; Mammalia; Artiodactyla; Suidae
Source: RefSeq, a predicted model, not a curated record